Solea solea (common sole) is the source of this 4318-nucleotide messenger RNA. RefSeq names its product EMSY transcriptional repressor, BRCA2 interacting (gene emsy). NCBI's taxonomy places the organism in Eukaryota, Metazoa, Chordata, Actinopteri, Pleuronectiformes, Soleidae. Bases 225 to 4058 code for a protein of 1277 amino acids. Gene Ontology annotation, biological process: regulation of DNA-templated transcription. Gene Ontology annotation, cellular component: nucleoplasm. The record is from RefSeq and is a predicted model, not a curated record. The transcript is spliced from 20 exons.
UCCGUUCAUCCACAGACCAAGCGUAGCUGGUUAGCAGACAACAUAAACAUUGGAACAUCUUUGGACGGAUUCGGUCAUUUAAACGUUUUAAUCCGUUGUUUUUUUUAACCGACUUUUAUUGCAUAACAAGUGGAACAUGCGGUAGCUUAGCGGAGCGUGUCGAACUCGGUCAUGUUUGUGUGGCUGUGGGAUUCGCCGAGGCCUUGAAGUUGUCCUGCUAACAAAUGCCCAUGAUUCAGCUGGAGAAACCAGUCCUGACUGGUACCAUGCCAGUGGUAUGGCCGACCAUCCUUGACCUGGGCAGGGAUGAGUGCAAAAGAAUUCUGCGUAAACUGGAGCUGGAGGCUUAUGCUGGGGUUAUAAGCGCGUUGAGAGCUCAAGGAGACCUGACAAAGGACAAGAAGGACCUCUUGGCUGAACUCACAAAAAUCCUUGGUAUCUCAACUGAGCGCCAUCGCGCUGAAGUCCGCAGGGCUGUCAACGAUGAACGCCUCACCACCAUCGCAUAUCACAUGUCCGGCCCCAACAGCUCGUCGGAAUGGUCCAUCGAAGGACGACGGCUUGUUCCUCUGCUGCCGAGGCUUGUCCCUCAGACAGCUUUUACUGUCACCGCUAACGCUGUGGCCAGUGCCACAGCCAAUCAGAACGCAUCCCUUCCUCUGCCGGCCGAGACGGGAAACAAAGAAGUGGUUGUGUGUUACUCCUACACAAGCACCACGUGCACCUCCACCAGCGCGACAUCGACCACCGGUGCUGUGGGAGCCACGGUGAAAUCCCCGCGACCGCCCAGUCCCUCAUCUAACGUGGUGGUGCUGCCCAGUGGGAGCACCGUCUAUGUGAAGAGUGUGAGUUGCUCAGACGAAGACGAGAAGCCUCGCAAGCGCAGGCGGACCAGCUCGUCCAGCUCGUCGCCGGUGAUGCUGAAGGAGGUGACCAAAGUUCCCCCACCGGUAUCCAAGAGCAUCGCGGUGCCGGUGAGCGGCAGCCCCAAGAUGAGCAACAUAAUGCAGAGCAUCGCUAACUCCCUGCCGCCUCACCUGUCGCCCGUCAAGAUCACCUUCACCAAGCCCACUAUCCAGACCACCAACACCACCACGCAGAAGGUGAUCAUCGUGACGACUUCGCCGAGCUCAAACUUCGUGCCCAACAUCCUGUCCAAGUCCCACGCCCACAACCAUGCCGCCUUGGCCAAGAUGGGCUCCUCUUCCAUGCUAACCGCGCCCACUCAUAAGCAGACUGUGGUGUUCCCUGCCAGCUCCAGCCCAUCCACUAUACCCAACACCGUCGCCGUGACGUCAAUGGUCUCCUCGUCUCCCUCAGUCGUCAUGUCAACUGUUGCAUCGUUGUUCGCUGUUGCAGGUGCUGCGUCAGCUGCCAUGAAAGUCUCUUCAGCCAGGCUCCCCUCUCCGAAGACGAUGGCGGGUUCACCCACUCAGAUCCUGGCCCAGUUCCCCAAACAGCAGUCGCCCAAACAGCUGCAGCAGGGCUCGCCUUUAGGAGGCCACGGUGUCGGUCAGGCUCAGACAGCCACCACCUCACCUGGAGCCAAACCCACCAUUCAGAUCAAACAAGAGUCUGGAGUGAAGAUCAUCACUCAGCAGGUUCAGCCCAGCAAAAUCCUGCCCAAGCCUUCAUCGGUGGCUCUGUCCAGCAGCAGCUCCUCUCCCAUCAUGGUCGUCAGUAGCAACGGAGCCAUCAUGACCACGAAGCUGGUCACUCAGCCCACAGCUUCUCAGGCCACCUACACCAGACCAACAGUCAGCCCCAACAUCGGAGCAAGAAUAUCAGCCACCAGUGGAGGGACCACGUACGUGAAGACGACCAGCGGCAGCAUCAUCACCGUCGUUCCCAAGUCACUGGCCUCUCUGGGCGGGAAAAUCAUCAGCAGCAACAUCGUGUCUGGAACCACGACGAAGAUCACGACCAUCCCCAUGACCUCCAAGCCGAACGUCAUCGUGGUUCAGAAAACAACGGGAAAAGGAGCGACCAUUCAAGGACUGCCCGGCAAGAACGUGGUCACCACACUUUUGAAUGCUGGGUAUGUUGCUGUUCCUCAGGGUGAGAAGAGCCUACAGGCUGUUCAGGGCACCAAACCCGCCAUCAUCACCGCCUCCAGACCCAUCACCAAGAUGAUCGUCACCCAGCCCAAAGGCCUCAGCGCCGGAUCCCAGUCCACUGCCACCAAGAUCAUCCCCACCAAGAUCGUCUACGGUCAGCAGGGCAAGACGCAGGUUCUCAUCAAGCCAAAGCCAGUGUUCCAGACGGCGGUGAUGAGUGAACAGACGAGGCAGCUGGUGACAGAGACGCUGCAGCAGGUGACCCGCUCUGCUGAUGUGGGUCAGGCGUCGAGCUCGGACGGGGCCGCGAAGGACGAAGUCGCCGCCUUCACAGAAGCGAGCAGCUUAGCGAGUGAGGCUUCACAAGAAGUGCAGCCCGUCGUGCACGUGUUGUCCACCAGGGAGCAGGAUUGGACCGAGCAGGAAGUGUCCGUGGAGUCGAGUCCCACUAUCAUCUAUCAGGAGGUUUCUGCCGGGGAAUCCCAGUCUGCCGCUUCCACCAUCAAAGCCCUGCUGGAGCUGCAGCAGCAGACGACCGUUAAGGAGAAGGCCGAGUCCAAACCAAGGCAGCACACGAUCGACCUGAGCCAACUGGCCGUGCCCAUCCAGCUGUCGCAGGAGAAGAAGACCAGCCCGGAGUCUCCCAGACCGUCCACCUCAGAGGCCGAACCCAGCAGCGAGUUCAUCACAGCAGGUAAAGUCAGCAGAGUGGGCGUGUCCUUGGAGGGCGGCGACUUUAAAGCGGCGGCGGCGGCCGUCGUCGUCGUCUCGUCCGCAGCUGCGGUUUCACACAGUCACAGCCAUGUGGCGUCUGACAGUCACAGUAAACCUGUGGUCGAGGUCAGCGAGCUGGAAGGCGACACCUUAGACCCUCAGACAGGUUUGUUCUACCGCUCCACACAACCAGCCACAGAGUCCGUGAAGCAAACCACCCUCUCUGCAGGCACUCAGCCGCCACCGCCACCACCACCGCCUCCUCCGAGCCAGUCUGAGGCCGAGCCGAGCCGUCACACCUCCACCACCACACAGGCAACACCUCCACCUCCACAACCGCCGCCACCUCCACCUCAACUUCAAAGCAAACCUCAGCUGAGUCAGCCGUCCUCUUCCUCCGCCGCCUUCCCUUCCACUCCUCCUCUGACCAAGAAACUCCCUAAACUACGUGAGCAGAGUCAGCCCAAACCGCAGACUUUAACUCCGGUUCCCAAAGACAGACCCGUGACUGCGCCGGCCCAGCCGGGGGCAAAGGUCAUCACCGCGGCAACGCCGCCCAAGCACCUGGUGACGCCACAGCUCCCGAAGCUCCAGCAGGCGCCCACGUCCCACCACCGACCACUGCACACACCCAUGUCCCACCCUCCUCCUCUGCAGGCGCAUCACCCUGUCAGUACUGACAAGACCACACCGGGCCAGCAACCAAUCAUCACACAGAGUGCAACUGUCACCAAGAUCACGUUCGGCAGCUCCCACCAUUCAUCGCCCGUCUACAGCAGCGGCGAGGCCACAGCCAAGCUGGUCCCCGAGUCCAGCUCUGGACACUCGGGAGACAAACCCUCAGUGUCGGACAUCCUGAAGAUCUCCAUGAUGGAGGCGGAGAUCGACCCCAGCACAGAGCCCAUGGUGGUGGAUUCCUCCAGCGACUGCGGCCCCCUGGGUAAAUCCCUGGACGCCCAGGCGGUGUCCGGCACUCUGGACUCUGGUCAGUUCAUCAGCAGCUCCGGAGCAUCCAUGCAUCACUCCCACGCCAAACCACAGCAGUUCAGCUGCAUGCAGGGCCUCGCCACUCAGAGCAGCAAAGACGACAUCGAGGUGAUUGAGGUGAUUCCUCAGUACUCCAUCCUGCCGGACUCCAGCCAGUCCAACGUGGUGGUGGAGCCCAGCGGCUUCCUGGAGAUCACCAACUACACCAGCCAGCAGCUGGAGGAGGACAGUCCCAUGGAGCAGGAGGUGGACAGCAGCAACGACGAGGCCACGGCCGCCAGCCCGCCCGACCAGCCGUGAGCCUCUGACGCAGGUUCUAGCAGACGUUACGUACGACAAGGGGCUGUCACAACCUCGACCUCCGAAAGCAAAGGUGAAAAACACAGUGUUGUGGUCGUAGCCGUUGUAGCGCGACCAACCACGUUCAAUGUUGUCGACAAGAAAACCAAGGUGUGUAAUCUAUGUUAUGAGCUUGUAGCAAAGCACAGGACGUAGACCUAACAACAGAAACAACUCCCCUGUCCUCAUUUGGAGCAAAAUUUAAAACAUUUUCAACUAAA